AGAUUGUUGUCAACGGGGGCAAAACAAAGGGAACCCCCAUAACUGCACUGCACAUAAUCCGCUGUGUGUGUUUUCGUUUCUUCGCGCGAGCCAAUGCAACAUCGCCGCGAGCCAGCCAGUGGAUCAAGGCCAGUGGUGCUAUCGUGCGAAGAACUCGCUCCGUCUGCAGUGUGAAUCCGUUCGCAGCGAGUUAAAAGUGCAUCGCAGAUAGCAGGAAGGAUCUUGUGAACGAGCAGCCAGCCAGCCGUCCGACAGCCAGAAGACAGUUGCGCGCGCGAGUGUGUGUGUGCGUGUGCUUUUUUUUUUUCUCGUUCCCUUCCGUUCGAUUGGUAAUUGUCGAUCGUGGUGCGCGAGAGAAGGGCAGAGAGAAGGGCGAAACUCUUUGAAAAGGCCUGUAGGGCAGCCGUGCCUAUUACGUAUUAUUACCAGUCCGGUCCGAAGAGAAAUCUGUGCCCUGCUGCUUCCCCACUAGAGGACACACACACACACACACACACGGUUCCCUUCGAGGGACGAGGGUGCUUCGGCUAGGGAAAAUGCCUUUCUAGUGUGCGUUGCGUGUUAGUGCGUGUUAAUCGUAUGCAAACUCGAUGCAGUCGCGGUGCAUCGGCGGGCGCACACGUUCUCCGCGGGGAAGAUGAUGAUGUGCGCUGUUUGCUGGCACUGCUGGUAGGCGUUCUGCUCCAAAGUCCAGUGCACAGUGUGUGUAGGCAGGCGUGAGUGUGCUGCGCGGUCAUUCCCGUUCCCCGGGGACGGGGACGACGGUUCGUUACGGGAAUCGGGCGCUGGUUUUGAUGAGGGCAGCCCCGAACGCUGCGGACAUUGACGGUGUCGGAAGGCAUGGCACGCUGUGACGGUGGGUGCGGAAUCUCUUUGUUUGCAUACGCCGCUUUUGUUUACGCUGCAAAGAGUUGAGGGCAGCCGAAGGACGGGGUGCGUGAGAGUGCGUGAGGUUUGUACAGAGAUACAGCACGCAAUUCUCGGUCAAGAACGGACCGACACAAAGGUGCGGAUCUUACAGAGCAAGAGCGAGCCAGUGUGUGUGUGUGUGUGUGUGUGAGCUCGGCACGGCUCAAACAACCCCAGCGCCUGCUACGCUACGAUUGCACCACACGAGAGACACGGUGCAGCACCAAAGGCGCCCUUUGCAGAGAUCUAGCCAGCCAGCCAGCACACCAUCAUGAUGGCCGAUUUUGACGCAAUCUACGAGGAGCAGGAGCUGUCCGAGGAAAACCUGGAGGAGGCGCACGUGCAGAUGGUUCCGGAUCCGAUUGUAAUCCGCGGGGCUGGCAAUAUGACAGUGUUUGGCUUAAGCAAUCGAUUCAACGUGCAGUUUCCAGCCGGUCUGGUGUCGCGCGUUGCCCCGGAAGAGUUCAAAGCGACCGUGCUGCGGAUCAACGCGGUGCUGAAAAAGACGCUCCCCGUCAACGUAAAGUGGCUGUUCUGUGGUUGCGUUUGCUGCUGCUGCACCUUAGGAUGUUCUCUAUGGCCUGUGAUAUGUUUAAGUAAGAGGACGCAGCACACGCUAAACAAACUGCUCGAGUGGGAAAACAGUCACCUUUACCACAAGCUCGGAUUGCACUGGCGCCUCAGCAAACAGCAGUGCGACUCCAACUCGAUGAUGGAGUACGUGCUGCUAAUAGAAUUCAUACCGAAAACGCCAAUCUAUCGGCCGGACUAGGCGGCCCCAAACUACGGCUUUGCCAAAUCCACGACGGUGUGUGUGAUGCAAGGAACAAAAAACAAGCUACCAGCUGAAGAGUGGAUGCGGGCUAGUGUGCGCUGGUGAUAUUGUAUCGCCGCGAACAGCCGCGCUUGCUGCUCUGGCUGUAUCGUUGAUCUAACUGUUCGUAGCUAUAUGGUUUAAUAAUAGGAGAAAAGUAUCAUAUUUUACAUAAUCAUAAACACAUCCUCCAUCCCAUCGGUCCCACGGUAUGUACGUUCAGCGCUUCAGGCGAGUGAAGCAGAUUUCGAGACUAACUCCGACAGUCAACCAUAUCCACUUGUGGGCAAGCGUUAGUAUCUGUUUCUGUUUUGGCUAAUUGCAAACAAAGCUGAGUGUGCCCAGGGCACUGUAACGUAACCGGGCGCAACAUGUAAACAGACCUUCUAAUUAGCUGGUUCUAUUUUAUUGUGUUAAAAUAAUGAUUACAUUACAAGACAAGCAAAAGCUGCAAGCAACCCAUCAAAACCGGCGCAUCAGGUUGGUGCCGGGUUGUGCUAAGAGAGAGGCGCCUGGCGAGGCGACAGCGUGUAACAAAACUAAACAUGCAGACAGCACAGGUCGCAAUGCUAAUAUAAUUAAUAAUCGUAAGAACGUUUAGCGUUUGUAUAGUGUAUAGUGAGUUUGUGAAUAGAGAGGGUUUGUAAGCAGCCGCCGUACGAUUAGCGACGAAUUCGGAAACUGUUUACCAUGUCAUGGCGCUUUCGAGAAUGGGGGAAAACAAACAAACAAGAAACUACGAGAACAAAAAAUCCCAGAAGCAGGUAAAGUAUUAGAGGCAAAACACGGAGUGCUUGAGGAGCGUUAAAGCAAACUAAACAAUACAGACGGACAGGGCAAGUAGGGUGUAGAUUUCGUUUCGUGUAUGACAUUAUUCAAACCAGGUCCGUCAGGCACCAUCUUCCGUAGGUCGCAUGUGCCAUCCGCAGCAAGUAGGACGGAACGAUAGGGUAGCGUAGCCCCAAAAGUAUGGACCCCCGGAGACCCCACACUGAAUGUAACGUUGUCUCUUUCACUGCUUCGUUACCCUCUUCUUCUGUUGCUUUAUACUUUUAUGCUAACGUUUGGUAAAGAGAAGAGAUGAUUGGUUUAGAUGCGUUGUGCCUAAAAGAAAGCGUUUGCUUUGCUAUUUUCCGAUUCCAACGGCAGGAUGGUGAAGGAUGUACAGAUUAGAAUGAAUUGCUGUUGAGACGCACAGCUAAAAA
This is a messenger RNA of Anopheles merus, 2928 nucleotides long. RefSeq names its product cysteine-rich hydrophobic domain-containing protein 2. Lineage: Eukaryota; Metazoa; Arthropoda; Insecta; Diptera; Culicidae. The record is from RefSeq and is a predicted model, not a curated record. The coding region runs from base 1181 to 1681 and encodes 166 amino acids. The transcript is spliced from 3 exons.